CAUUUCCUGUUAUGUCUGUGCCGCACACACACACACACACACACACACCUCCAGCACUUUUCCUGCUUCCCACCCGUCUGCGUCUGCUGGGCCGCUUUAGUCAAACACAAUGGAGAAAACAAGCGAGUUAAAAAUGUGCCUGGAGUCCUCACUGAACCGGAUUUUUCAAGCGACGGUGAACGACAUUCUGGACUCGGUGGAGCGGACCCUCUCUGAGUACCAGGGGGCCAUUCAGACGAUCCAGGCCGAGAAUGAAGGCCUGAAGCGGCUGCUGUUUGCACAGAGGAGCGCAGAGUCUGACCGCAGAGAUGGAUGUGAGGAAGAUUCUGCCUCCGAUUUUAACAGUUGUCCUUCUACCUCCACCCACACCAAGUUUAAGGUGUCCAUAUGCAGCAGCGACAAGAAAGGCUUAAGGAAGAGGCGUAAGAGCAACCUGAAGGAGAGAGCAUUCUCUGCUCCAUUUUCUCUGGAGACAGAUCAAAUAGAAGAACAGUCAUCUGUUGACAGGUCCGUAGGGAUCUCAGUUCCUGUGAAAAUAGAGCCUGGUUUGGAGGAAAGUGGUGCCGUCGACCUCUCCCAGGCUUCUCUGACGGCAAACCUGGUAAAGAAUGAGGCCUCAGAGGUUUCCAGUGAUUCGUUCACAGAUAAGGAACAGCUGCAUCCUUCAAGCCCUGACCAAAGAGGCAGUGAGUGCAGCGUUAAAGUCACCGUUGUUUCCAGUCGCUGCACACAGGAGGGACAUCUCAUCAAGGUUGAGAAAGAGGAGGACACUGACGGUGAAAGUUUGACUCACCCAGAGUUGAAGUAUGAACUGAAAUAUCAGGAGUCAGAGUCGGACCAGAGAUGGAUGGAGGGAGCGCCCAUGCAGGAUACGGAGCAAGAAGAAAUAAGUUUGGAGCAAAGUGAUUCACCUGUUGUUGCUGAAGACGAGACCCAAGAACAAAGUGUCAACCUUUUACGCUGCCCAAUCUGUCCGGAGACAUUCAGCAAAGCAGCUUUGCUCAAUCUUCACAUCAAAGUUCACAACAAUAGUAAAGAUCACAACUGCAACCUUUGUGGGAAACACUAUAAGCGUGCCGACCUCCUCUUAUCCCACCUGCGCAUUCACACAGGAGAAAGACCGUUCGGCUGCAACGUCUGCAGCAAGACCUACGCCCACCCCAGCCAGCUCAGGGUGCACAGGCGGGUCCACACGGGCGAGAAGCCCUACACCUGCUCGUACUGCGGGAAGCGCUUCAACGAGAACAACCAGCUUAAGGUCCACCUGAGGACUCACACCGGGGAGAAGCCAUACGGUUGCCGGCAGUGUGGCAAAACAUUCCGAAACGUCGGAAACCUGCGGAUGCACGAGAGGAUCCACACGGGCGAGCGGCCCUACGGCUGCGCUCAGUGCUGCAAGAGGUUCAACAGCCUCGGCGACCUCAAGACGCAUUAUAGGAGCCACACAGGGGAGAGGCCGUACAGCUGUGAGCUGUGCAGAAAGACCUUCAGUCAGACCGGACACCUCAAGAUCCACAUGCGGAUGCACACAGGAGAACGGCCGUACGGCUGCGACGAGUGCGGCAAGAAAUUCACGGUGGCCAGCAGCCUGAAGCUGCACCAGAAGACUCACACGGGGGAGAAGGAGUACAGCUGCGCGUCCUGUGGGAAAAGCUUCAGGAGGUCCUGUCAUCUGAAGAGGCACGAGCUGGUGCACACCAAGGAGAAGCUUUUCUGCUGCGGUCAGUGCGGGAAGGCCUACGCCGAUAAUUCCAGCUUGAGGAAGCACCUCAAGAUUCACGCGUCGCAGGAGCGCACCCUGCAGAGCGCAGGAACUACGAGUGAGGCUGGAGUCUCUGCAUCUGCGACGCUUCAAGACAUGACAGAAACUUAAACUAGUUGGCCUAAAAGUACAGCGGCAUAUCAGGGCCACUGUACAGAGAGACAAAAAGGAAUAAAUGUAGUCUCAGAAAAAUUCUAGAAGUCCAAAAUUUGCCAAAAUAAAAAUAUCUAGAAAGAAAA
Xiphophorus maculatus (southern platyfish) is the source of this 2001-nucleotide messenger RNA. Its product is annotated as zinc finger protein 771. Lineage: Eukaryota; Metazoa; Chordata; Actinopteri; Cyprinodontiformes; Poeciliidae. The transcript is spliced from 2 exons. The coding region runs from base 110 to 1873 and encodes 587 amino acids. The record is from RefSeq and is a predicted model, not a curated record.